AUGCUCGAUGAAAACUUGUCAUGUUUGUUAGACGAGAGCGAUGACGACAGCGCCGAAAAAAAUGAAGUCAAAAGGAGGAAGCAAGAACUGCGUGAGAAGAGCAGAAACGUGGCCAAUAAGAGUGAUGCAGAGUUUUUCCCCACGUCUAUUCUAAACUUUAACAUUCGCAACAUAGGGAAUUUGAAUAAUUUUUUUAAAAACAACAAUGGCGAGUUCGGCACUGUUGCACACCAUAAGGCCGCGACCCAGGGCAUCACUUCGCGCACGUCGACUUCGCUGCCGCCAAGUGGGGAAGUCAACCAAAACGGAAACGCGCUCAACAGGAAGAAUGGAACAAUCGCAGGAGCGAACGCCGCAAAGGUGGUGGACAACGAUACACGCAGUGAGCGAAAUGGAAGAUUCGGUAGCCACUCUUUAAAUUACUUCCCACCCUUAGAAAUUGAGAAGCAAGAAUUUUCGAAAAGGAAAAAUCUGGAGGCUUCUUCUCACAACACUACUAGGAUUGUGCACACACACGGGGCACAAGCGAAGCAUGACAUCAGGGGGGGCAAGGUAACAGAGGGGAAUCUUGGUGCGGGGGAAUAUACGAUCGGGAGAAAUGCUGCCCAUUUGGGGGAAAAUGCAAGCGUUCGCGAAAGGGAGGCAGCCAAACCGAUCGCUUCCUCAACCAACGUCUACACUGAACUGUUCAAACCGGGCAAAGCGCGAAACGGAGAUGCGGCUGAGACAGAAGUGGCAGUAACCAAGGGUGAUGCAAUGGAAAAGGAAGAGGGAAUAUUAAGGAAGCGUAACGUAUUGGUAGAAGGAACAGACCAUGUGAAUGCACCCAUGCAUGGAGAAAAGAAUGUCAACUGGUCCAAUGAAAGAAGCUCCAAUCGUGUGGUACGGUUUGUCACCAAUAAGGAUGGAAAAGAGUUACCACCUCGAAUGAGCAGUAAAGACGCAACGAAAGGAACCCAAAUUGUGAACAAGGAGAAAUGGUUAAGUAGUAGAAACUUCCCUACGGCGCCAGCGAUGGGAACAAAUUCUACCGCAUCGAUUUCUUUAAGUGGCGCUUCUAAGAUGAACUCGAUAAGAUACACCUCCCAACCAUCGGACAAAAACAUAGUGGCAGACCUGCUUGCUCAAAAAAACAAAAUCGAAAAAAGGAAAGAGCUAAUUUUUUGCUUUUCUUUUAUAAAGUACAAUUCUUGGGUGAAGGCGCUGAAAAUUUUGGAACUGCCGUUGGAUCCUUUCCACCUGAGUAUAAAUGCUCAUAGGUAUGUAACAGACGGGGGGGAAGACCAACCGGUUCAGGAUCACAACCAGGGACAAAUGGCGUGCGUAGCGGCAAGUGAAACGGCAAGCGGUGCACCGUCCUUCCUGUACACCCACAACAUCCACAACAUUUUGAAAAACAAACGGUUCGCAAAUUACAGAAUCGAGAAAAUGAUGGUAAUCGUCAAAAGCAUCAGGUGUAGAAGUCACGGGUACUUCAUAGUAGCCAUGGACCCUUCUGGUCAGAUGCCAGCUUCUAUACAUAAGGAGGUCGAGAAGGAAUAUAAAAAACACAUAAACAUUGGUUCCACGCUAAUUCUAAAAGACGUCACAGUGUUCGAAACGUUAGAUAACUUCCCCUAUUUGAUAAUAACGCUUCGAAGCCUCGUGCGGGUCAUCAGGGCAGAGGAAACAAGUUACGCUGAGAGGGAAGAUAUCUUCAAGAGGAUUUAUGGGGGCACGCGGUUGAAGGCGUGA
This is a messenger RNA of Plasmodium coatneyi, 1734 nucleotides long. RefSeq lists its product as uncharacterized. The transcript has a single exon. NCBI's taxonomy places the organism in Eukaryota, Apicomplexa, Aconoidasida, Haemosporida, Plasmodiidae. Bases 1 to 1734 code for a protein of 577 amino acids. Gene Ontology annotation, biological process: recombinational repair. The record is from RefSeq and is a predicted model, not a curated record.